AAAAUCCAAGUCGGUGAGCCUCUCUCUCUCUCAUAAACAGAUCUAAAAAACCAAAGAAACGAGAGAACAAAAUCAGAAGGCUCUCUCCUCUUCUUCUUCUUACAUAUAUAUAAAAGCACAGAUUUAUAAAUCAUUGUUUCCCUCUCCCACCCGAUUCUUUUGUAUAAAAGCUUCAACCUUUUCCCCAAUUCUUCAGUCUCCCUUUCGCCUUAAUUCCUUCAUCGUUUCAAAGCUACGAAACCCUAGUUUUCGUUUUCGAAGCUCGGAUUCGCUCGCUCCUUAUCGAAAGAGGGAAUGGCUGAACAAGGAUUGGAAGGGAGUAAUCCAGUGGACCUCAGCCUGCAUCCUUCAGGGAUUGUUCCUACUCUUCAAAACAUUGUUUCUACGGUGAACUUAGACUGCAAGCUAGAUCUUAAAGCUAUAGCUCUGCAGGCUCGGAAUGCUGAAUAUAAUCCCAAGCGUUUUGCUGCGGUGAUAAUGAGAAUCAGAGAACCGAAGACUACAGCAUUAAUAUUCGCUUCAGGGAAAAUGGUCUGUACUGGAGCCAAGAGCGAGUACUUUUCAAAGAUGGCUGCAAGAAAGUAUGCUAGGAUUGUGCAGAAAUUGGGAUUUCCUGCAAAAUUCAAGGAUUUCAAGAUUCAGAAUAUAGUAGGUUCUUGUGAUGUCAAAUUUCCUAUAAGACUUGAAGGUCUUGCAUACUCUCACGCUGCUUUCUCAAGUUAUGAGCCCGAGCUCUUCCCAGGGCUUAUUUACAGGAUGAAAGUGCCAAAAAUCGUUCUUUUAAUCUUUGUCUCUGGGAAGAUCGUGAUCACAGGAGCCAAGUCUCUAGCUCUUCUGCCAUCUGAUAAAAAUCCUGAGUUCACUCGCUAUCAGAUGAGAGACGAGACAUACAGAGCCUUUGAGAAUAUAUACCCCGUCCUCUCGGAGUUCAGGAAGAUACAGCAAUAGAUCACAGACUUGGAGGAGGAUUUGUUCCCUGCGAAACUAGUUGUGCGUUCUUAGCCCCUUGAGUUGCUAAAGCUUGCUGAGAAUUUGGCCCUUGAACAAAGGCAUUCACAGUAGCUAGACACUCACCUUGUGUUUUGGUUCAUAAUAGAACAUUUGUAAAUACACAAUGGAAAUUCCAAAGACAAUUCUUCGGUUCUUUUUCCAAGAUGUGUCUUACAUGUAUCCUCUUCACUUUCCACAUGUUAAAUGUACAACCUUAACUCAGUGUUUAGCACCA
Molecule: messenger RNA, 1225 nt
Organism: Camelina sativa (false flax)
Lineage: Eukaryota; Viridiplantae; Streptophyta; Magnoliopsida; Brassicales; Brassicaceae
Product: TATA-box-binding protein 1
Biological process (GO): DNA-templated transcription initiation
Molecular function (GO): DNA binding
Source: RefSeq, a predicted model, not a curated record